AAACAUGGGUUAAGGUAAUAGGUUUUGAUGUCAACACACAACAAAAAAAGAAAAGAAAAGAAAAGAAAAUGGGAAACAAGAAAAACAACAACAUGGACGGCGGCGCGUUCCCGUUACCGUUACCGUUACCGCUGCCGCCGCUCCUCCGUGACCUUCUAGCUUCUCUUCUCAACAACAACUCCUUCAUCUAUUUCGUUAGGAAAUACAAACUCCUCCAAACGCUGCGUUUCAUUCUCCUCAACUCCUUCAUCUUCCUCCUCCGCUUCCUUCCCUCGUUCCUCUUCCUCGACAAAUACGACGCCGUCAAGGUCAAGCAGCACCACCAGCAGCUCUACAAGUACACGUCAGCAGCACCACCCUACGCUCCACGCAACGACACCGCAAUCGGGCGCGCGCUGUCGCAGCUUCUCUCGGCGCUGAACGACAUCCCCGUCAGUUCAAGGAAGUAUCAGGUGGUUCGCUCUCUGGCGGAGAGCAUCAUCGAUGAUAAUCACCAGGGUGGGGUCCACGCGCUGCGUGAGGUGAACCGUGGGGUCAUGUCGGCGGCGUUUGUGAGGACGAUGAAGCAGCUGGAAGCGACGGUAGGGGAGGGGGAAGGGGAGGACGGAGAGUGCUACGGGGUGAGGUUGAGGCGUGUGGUGAAGGCUGUUGGUGGUUGGAGGGUGAGGGUAAUUGGAGGUGGAGGAGGAGAGGGGAAUUUGUCUGGUGUUCCGGCGGAGAAGCUGGCGGCGGAGCUGUUGUGGCUGGCUCAGAAGAUGGCGGCUUGUGGAUGCGCCGAUGAAGCUAUUCAGCGGUGGUCGACGGCGUCCAAUUUGGGAUUCCUCGCUCUUUCCGCCGACCCGCGUUUGCAGACUACCCUGGUCAAACUUGCAGCAUUCUUGUUGAAGGAAGCUAAAGAAAUGGGGCUAGAUGAAAUUGAGGAAAGCAAGAUGAAGCAAUGCAUGCAAGUGAAGUUGAAGAUGUUACUGUCAUGGCUGCCACUGUUGUGCAGUGCCAGUAAUGGCACAGAUACUCCAGCUUUAAGCAUCAGCGAGAGGGGUGAGUUGGAGAGGGUGUUGGAAGGCAUUAUAGAGAGGUUGGAACAAGAGGAGCAGGAACAGGUUCUUUCUCUUUGGCUCCACCAUUUUACUCACUGCUCAUCUUCUGACUGGCCAAACCUCCAUGCAUGCUUUGCUCGUUGGUGCACUAAAUCUCGCAAGCAGUUGCUGCUUUCCUAUGAAAAUUGAGAUUUUAGAGAUUGAACAGGGCUAUAUUUUGCAAUUCACCAAUUAUCUAGCAGCUUGUAGUUUUUAGAGUCUCCAUCUCUAUGUCACUCAAUGUCUUGCAUACAACUUAGGUCAUAAAUAAAUAAAAUUGAAGUAUUGUUAUCAA
Lotus japonicus is the source of this 1371-nucleotide messenger RNA. RefSeq lists its product as uncharacterized. The coding region runs from base 69 to 1226 and encodes 385 amino acids. The record is from RefSeq and is a predicted model, not a curated record. The transcript is spliced from 2 exons. Lineage: Eukaryota; Viridiplantae; Streptophyta; Magnoliopsida; Fabales; Fabaceae.